GCACACAAACUGUAUGCGUCAGUGCACCAUGGAGAGAGCUGCUGUGGUGUCGGGCUGCAGGACUCCCUCAGUGCCAGAGUACAACAUCUCCACCUCCACCUUGGCCUUCAACCAGCAUUUCAUCACAACUGCCAAAGGAAUUCUCCUCCUGGCUGAGAUAGUGUGUGGUAUGUUAGUGUGGAUUCUGGUUGGGGGUACACACUAUUUUCAUCUGUCUGCUCUUUGCUGGGUGAUGUUUGUUGCCAUCUUGUGCUGGAUUCUGACUGUUUCCCUGUUUAUUAUUUACCUCAUUGGAGCCCACAAGAGGAUACCACAGGUCCCCUGGACUACAGUGUCGCUGUGUUUGAACUGUAGUGCUGCAGUUCUCUAUCUGGUGACAGCAGUGGUAGAUGCUCUGACAGUCACUGAGGCCAUUAGGGGGCGACAUAACUACAACUGCUGGGCAGCAUCUGCGUUCUUUGCUUUUCUGACCACACUGUGCUAUGCAGGAAGCAGUUACCUGAGCUUCUGUGACUGGAAAACCACAGAGGAGCAGCAGUAGUCUCAUUGGCUCUUGUUUCAUGGCAACAUUGUUCAGACUUCCACAGUAUGAGGAACAUGUCUGACUGAGACAGAUCUACCUUCAGACACGACAAGGCCAACUUGUAUAGAGAUAAUGAUCAUGAUAGAAUACCUUUGUUGCGUGUCAUAUUGUGAGCAGGACAAUAACUGAAGACUGACAAAGGUCGAGUUCAAUGAGGGCACAAAUCAGUUCGAAAACACUGGAAUCUGACACAGUAAAAACUGUAGAUGAAGUGUGUUGUACCCACAAGACAAAUACAGUCAGCUGUCUGCACUUUUGGACAAGAAGAAAAAAGAAAAAUGAUAAGACAUAAAAAAGAAUGAAGUGAUGGGUGUGUGUGGUAGACAAAUGCAGAUGUGUAACAGGCUGCUAACUUUCUUUUCCUAUAUCUAACUGUGUUGUAGUUGUUGGGUAGAUUUUUUUUGCCUUUUUCUGCCUACCCCAGCUUUAAUCCUUUUUUUAUUCAGGUGUCAUGUAAUCUUUUCCAAAUGUUUUUCUCCAUCACUGUCACAUUCAACAAGUUGUUUUCAAGUUGAGGAAAAAAAAACUCACUCACUCAUUCAUUCAUGAAUCAUUAAUUUUACAAAACAUUGUAUGAUGCAUGCAACAUUUUACAAAUCUCUCCAAUUACAAACACGCAGAAAUAAAAAUCUUUCAGUUCAUUUCAA
Molecule: messenger RNA, 1230 nt
Organism: Seriola dumerili (greater amberjack)
Lineage: Eukaryota; Metazoa; Chordata; Actinopteri; Carangiformes; Carangidae
Gene: cmtm8b
Product: CKLF like MARVEL transmembrane domain containing 8
Exons: 4
Coding region: 14-541 (175 amino acids)
Biological process (GO): myelination
Cellular component (GO): membrane
Molecular function (GO): structural constituent of myelin sheath
Source: RefSeq, a predicted model, not a curated record